CAAUUAACCAUAACGCUUCAACUACGAGUCAACGUGGCGGAAUCAUUGAUCAAUCGAGUCAUUCACAAAACAGCGACGACUCUAAAUUCCCUGGGGGGUGCGUUUCAGGUCAUCGGGAGAGUUAAGUUGGAACGCAUUUCAUAUUUUAUAUAAUCCUAUAAGCGGAAUAAUAACAUCCGCUCCAGGCGGCAGAGGGUUGUGGUUUUGUGUCGCUGCUGCCGCCUUCAUUUCAAGAUUCCAGCGAGGAGCUGGCUCGCCUGCCUUUCUUUCCCUGCUCACCAUACACAAACAAAGGGUGUCCGGCGCAGCACGCUUGAGAGAACGUUUUGAGUCUGCAGCUGGUUGGUGUUGCUGCUGUGAACCUGCGGUUCAUAAUGGCUUCCAGGAUGCUUGCUCGUCAGUCUCUCCUGACUAUUUCGAGACACUCACAGACUCCUAUCCCACGGAGAGCAAUGGGGGCUCAGGCCUCUCCCUCGCUCCAUGACCAGGGUCUCCCAGAGUAUGAGGGUCCCCUCAUGAAGACGACCAUACCAGGGCCCAAAUCACAAGUCCUUACCAAGGAGCUUGGGGAGAUUCAGAACUCGGUGGCCGUGCAGUUUUUCUGCGACUACACAGCCAGUCGGGGCAACUACCUGGUGGAUGUGGAUGGAAAUCGCAUGCUGGACCUGUACAUGCAGAUCUCAUCACUGCCACUUGGUUACAAUCACCCAGCCCUUCUCCGUACCCUGCAAGAUCCUGCAAAUCUGGCCACAUUCGCUAACCGACCGGCACUGGGAGCUUUACCUCCGCAUGACCUUCCUCAACUUCUCCACAAGUCUCUAGUAUCGGUGGCUCCCACUGGACUCCGGCAGGUGCAGACCAUGGCUUGUGGGUCCUGCUCCAACGAGAAUGCCUUCAAGGCCAUCUUCAUCUGGUAUCGGAAUAAGCAGAGAGGAGGAGCCAAACCCACUACUGAAGAGUUGAGGACAAGUAUGAUUAAUCAGUCCCCUGGUUGUCCUGAGCUCUCGAUCUUGUCCUUCAUGGGUAGUUUUCACGGCCGCACCAUAGGUUGCCUUGCUACGACGCACUCCAAGGCGAUCCACAAGCUGGACAUCCCCUCACUGGACUGGCCGAUCGCUCCCUUCCCACGCCUCCAGUACCCGCUGGAGGAGCACUCCCGGGAGAACGCGAGUGAGGAGGCGCGCUGCCUGGCUGAGGUUGAGGAUCUGAUUCAGAAGUUUGCACGAAAAGGCCGUCCUGUUGCCGGCGUUGUGGUGGAGCCCAUACAAGCCGAGGGGGGAGACAACCACGCUUCGGACGACUUCUUCCGCAAGUUGCGCGCACUCACUGCUAAGCAUGGGGCAGCCUUUCUGUGCGACGAGGUGCAGACUGGGGCUGGUACUACAGGCCUCUUCUGGGCACAUGAGCACUGGGGGCUGGAGAACCCACCCGAUGUCGUCACAUUCAGCAAGAAGAUGCUCACGGGCGGCUUCUACUAUAAGGACGAACUCCGCACAGAAUUGCCGUAUCGCAUUUACAACACGUGGAUGGGGGAGCCCAGCAAGACGCUGAUGCUGGCGGAGGUGCUGAAGGUGGUGCGUGCGGAGCGGCUCCUGGACAACGUGCAGCAUGCGGGCUCCGUUCUGCUGCGUGGGCUCACGGACCUGCAGAAUGAAUUCCCGAACAUACUCAGUCGAGCACGAGGACGGGGCACAUUUUGUGCCAUCGACAUUCGUGAUGAGGACACUCGUAACAAGGCAGUGCUACUAGCAAGGAAUAAAGGAGUGGUGCUGGGUGGUUGUGGGGACAUGUCUAUUCGCUUCCGCCCGAGCCUAAUCUUCACCGAGAUCCAUGCCAACAUCUUCCUGAACAUCUUCCGAGAUGUCGUCUCAACCCUCAAGUAACAACUUGGUUCAUCGCCACAAAUGGCUCUUCACUCUUCCCACUCCUCAACGGCCCACCCCAAUGAUCUCCCGCACACCCACCCUCAAGUCACGACCCCACACCGCAACGGCCGUCCUCAACCCGUCCUCCAACAAGCCCCUGACUGUCAAAAAGAAUGCCAUGCAUCUUUUCAACAACUAAACAGCCCAAGUAAAUGAAAGGCAUGUUCGAAUGUUUUGGCUGUAAGUAAGCGAUGGGGAAAGCGGAUCCCUUGACAGGACGUGAGGACGUGAGUUGAUAUCGUUUGCUGCUGUCUGUGGUAGAAAUGCAUGUCUGUUAAACGUUGGAAUGUGGAGGUUGGGUUGAUGAAUCAUAAAGGGAUGGGAGUCCUGCAUUGCAUUGAGCCAUCGUGAUGAUGGUGUGCAUGAGAUGGCCCACCUCCUGGGAAAAGAGGUGGUGACUGUCGUUGGAAAUCCAGCAAGUAGGUUUCAGACGGGCUGUCUAUACAGUGGAGUUUGCGAGUUCUCAUGAACGCUUGGUUUUAUUUUGAGCCACUCAAGUUUACCUUUUUGCAUGCAACAACCUAAAAUAAAUGUAAACAUCCCAAUCCGCAACCACCUAAAAUAGAUGUUUGUACUCUGAGUCUUUUCUACAAAUAUUUUUUAAAAAGUAUUACUCUUUCUAGGUUCUGUGCAGAAUUUUUUAAUUUCUAAUAGGGUAAAAUAUGGCUCUAGAAAGCAAUGCCUAAUGAAGAAAUAUAUAAAACGGUUUCUGAUGUAAUAUUUAGAAGGGGUUGGUAGGUGAUGUGAUGGUAAUUUGAAGGGAUGUUUAAGUGAAUCAUAUGUUUUGAUUUAAAGCUUUCGUGACUGCAGGAAUUCAUAUUCUUGGUUCUUCCCUUCUACGUGACUUUACCGAAAGAACCAAGAAUAUGAAUCAUAUGUAUUCAUUAGAGAAGUGAUGAGCUUUUUAAUCUGGAUAUUAACAGUCUGAGAGAGUGGAAUGUAUAAAAAUGCCAUGGAAAUGUUUUCAGACAAUAGGAACAGCAGAGGAUAAGGAGAGAUUACCCAACCACGUUAAGCCUGACUCUUCCCUGGCAUGUGUUUUAGCAGGAGGUUGAGAAGGGUGGGAAUAUUAUUGCUCGCCAAAUCAGAGCAUUAAUUUUUAAAAAAACUAUUUUGAAGUGUUAAUGACGUAUAAUAAAUGUUUUCUCAUUUUUAACUUUACUGCCAUUGAAGGUAAUAUUUCAGGCAGCACAGUAUAGCUAAAUAUGAUGCUAUGACUGCAUUAUGAAGGUGGCACUGCUAUCUGCCUAUGAAUGUAGUCAAGCCUUGAUUGCAUAUGCUGCACGAUAUUAAAUAUAGUUUAUGUAAAUCUUGACUUAAAGCUUUUGUGACUGCAGGAAUUCAUAUUCUUUGGGUCUUUCGGUAAAGUCACGUAGAUAGGUUCAAAUAAAAAAAUAAAUAAUUUCUUUGAACCUAUCUAUGUGACUUUACCAAAAGACCCAAGGGAAUAUAUGUGUGUUUAAAAUAAAAUAUUAAAUACAAUUUAAUUACAAGGUAAAGUAUUGUUAAAGAAUAAUAUCAUGAAUUUUAUUAUUUUAAUUAGUGUUCAUAUCCAUGUUUAAAUUAACCUGACUUGGCUGGAAGUCUUAAACACUUUAGAGUGCAGUAAACUGGCCUAAACUACUUAAAGCACUACGAUAAAAGUAUACAUAUUGUCACAUCUUUAGAAAGCAUAAAUCAUGUGAUACUUUGUUGCUGAGCAGAGAAAACUCAGAAUUAAUGUUCAAUAAACAAGGCUUUUAAUUACAAAAUCAGUGGUGGUAUUAUUGGUCACUAAAAUCAGUUAGAGUUUUUAAGUUAAUGUUAGGACCCAAUUCUUACAAUAAAUGUGGUUUGGAGGGUGAAUGCUAAAUUUCUAUCAUAAAUAUAAAAUCAGAUUUUCUUGUUAAAAAGUUUGUUUAACAUCUAGUUUCCGAUAUAUUCUGCUUGGCCACUUUUUAAACUCAAAAUUUGUAUAAUUGCAUCAUAUCCAUGAUUAACAUAGAGCAAGUUGUGAUUCAUGGCAUGAAGGAAUGUCAUCUAAUGUUGGGUGAAAAGCCUGUUGAAAUGGCUGCUGAAGUAGUAUUGUGGUUCCUUCGGAAUUCACUCCAAAAUAUAGUGAUGCAAUGUUUCUUUAUUGUCAACAGUUGCCAGUGUGAUCACUUCUCCUAAUGCUUUGGCUGAUGGCACAACCAGUAUUAAAAUUCAAAACCCA
This is a messenger RNA of Petromyzon marinus (sea lamprey), 4119 nucleotides long. It is a transcript of the gene ABAT, whose product is annotated as 4-aminobutyrate aminotransferase. Gene Ontology annotation, cellular component: mitochondrion. The record is from RefSeq and is a predicted model, not a curated record. Gene Ontology annotation, molecular function: 4-aminobutyrate:2-oxoglutarate transaminase activity; pyridoxal phosphate binding. Gene Ontology annotation, biological process: GABA catabolic process. NCBI's taxonomy places the organism in Eukaryota, Metazoa, Chordata, Hyperoartia, Petromyzontiformes, Petromyzontidae.